UGUCUGCUGAAAAGUCCAAAUGAUAUUUUCAGGUGUUCUGCUGAUCUUGGCACUGACAGAAGAGCUGGUGUUUUCUGUUCAGGUACUGUCUCCCACCAUCUCCUCCUCUCAGGGCUUCCCGAUGGACACUGUCACAGCCAUGGGAACAACGCCUCGCCACAAAGGCCACCACACGUCAGAGCCCCUUCCCACGUCCUCUUACACCAUUGCCCACCCCGUCAGCCUGGCAGAGACAGCCCCUUCCACUGGGCAAAAGCAAGCAGGCAGCCCUCACCUGGGCCAGGAGGGCACCUACCACUCACACAACCGGAGUGCCCUGUACUCAGCACAGACUCGCCCCAAGGGGAAAAUCUUCCAGGUGUUCAAAGGCAACUUCACGGAGUCCUCAGCGCCUUACCUAAAGACAAGCCUACACUCUCCCUUCCCCACCCUGAGGAGCCCUUUCACGGAGCGCCCAUUCCAGCCCCAGAGUGCGGCGCCCAGCCAUGCGAGUGGCAGGGGUCUGGCAAGAACUGAACACCCAGACCCUUCCCCACGCCGCAACACCUCAGGAAGCCUUGGAGAAGCGGAGCAAGAGGAUGGGGCCAAGCUGGCGGUGCAGGAGGCAGAUUUUGCCACCACAACUGCUGGACCAUCAGCUGAUCCUGAAGCAGUGUCGGUGCCUUUUAAACCCACCCACUAUGGUGUAUGGGAUAUGCUGAGCAAAAACAACUCUUGGGUGACCCUGAAUCUCAGUACCAAUGUCCCUGUGUUUGCUGGCCCUGGAUCUGCCACAGCAGCAGCGGGUCACUCGGUUCAGACCAGUUUUGAUGUCAACAUUUCCUCCCCAGCAGUGGGAGAGCCCAAGGGACCCCCAGUGACACAACACGGCGUGGUGACCAACACCACCUUGCUGGGCAGCACUCUCUCCGCAGUACCUGCCACGAGGUUGUCCAGCUCCAUUUCCACAGCUGGAUCCACUGCCACUGGGAACUUCCUAAACAGACUGGUUCCUGCUGGGACCUGGAAACCUGGAGUGCAAGGAAACAUCUCUCAUGUCACCGAGGGGGACAAACCCCAGCACAGAGCAACCAUCUGUCUCAGCAAGAUGGACAUUGCCUGGAUCAUUCUGGCUAUCAGCGUACCUAUAUCCUCUUGUUCAGUUCUGCUGACAGUCUGCUGCAUGAGGAGGAGGAAAAAGACAUCUAACCCAGAAAACAACCUGAGUUAUUGGAAUAACGCUAUUACCAUGGACUACUUCAACAGGCAUGCUGUAGAGUUACCAAGAGAGAUCCAGUCCCUGGAGACUUCAGAGGACCACCUCUCUGAGCCUCGCUCCCCUGCCAAUGGUGACUACCGCGACAGUGGGAUGGUGCUGGUGAACCCCUUCUGCCAAGAAACGCUCUUUGUAGGACAUGAGCAAGUCUCUGAGAUAUGACCCACAGCUGCCCGCCUGGUGCAGUUUCAUC
Molecule: messenger RNA, 1448 nt
Organism: Indicator indicator
Lineage: Eukaryota; Metazoa; Chordata; Aves; Piciformes; Indicatoridae
Gene: TMEM108
Product: transmembrane protein 108
Exons: 4
Coding region: 20-1417 (465 amino acids)
Biological process (GO): dendrite extension; postsynaptic density organization; retrograde axonal transport
Cellular component (GO): endosome membrane; axon; early endosome
Source: RefSeq, a predicted model, not a curated record